This is a messenger RNA of Penicillium canariense, 3270 nucleotides long. RefSeq names its product WD repeat-containing protein. NCBI's taxonomy places the organism in Eukaryota, Fungi, Ascomycota, Eurotiomycetes, Eurotiales, Aspergillaceae. Gene Ontology annotation, cellular component: Cul4-RING E3 ubiquitin ligase complex; cytoplasm. The record is from RefSeq and is a predicted model, not a curated record. Bases 1 to 3270 code for a protein of 1089 amino acids. The transcript is spliced from 5 exons. Gene Ontology annotation, molecular function: protein binding. Gene Ontology annotation, biological process: negative regulation of fatty acid biosynthetic process.
AUGAAAGACUCGUUGUACGACCGUCUCUGGCGCCGAGAAUGCGGGGACCUGUCGCCCUAUGCCUCGCUCCGCGGCAUUUACGGCUCCAAGGAAUGGAUCAACGACUUGGACAUCGUCAACGAGCUGGGCGGCCAUACGGGAUGUGUGAAUGCUCUUAGUUGGUCCAAGUCUGGACGUCUCCUGGCUUCCGGCUCGGAUGACCAGCACCUGAAUAUCUACUCAUACCAGCCAGAAUCCUCGGAUGCUCAGUUCACACUGAACACUACCGUUUCUACCGGCCACAGGGCCAACAUCUUCUCCGUGAAGUUUAUGCCACACUCCAACGACCGGACCCUGGUCACCUGUGCCGGCGAUUCGCAGGUGCGCGUCUUUGACAUCGAAUACUCCAGCAGCAACAGCAACAGUAAUACCACGUCGGCGUUUGCAGCCUCGGCUCGGAGUCGGCGCUUCAAUGAUUUUUUUGAAGGGACGCGGUACCUGAGUGAGGGCAACACCAAUGCCAGGGUUUACCGUAGCCAUGCCGAUCGUGUGAAGCGCAUCGUCACUGAAUCCUCGCCGCACCUCUUCCUUACAUGCUCCGAAGACGGCGAAGUCCGACAGUGGGAUCUUCGCCAGCCGUCCGAGGCAUACCCUCCACCGCGGGGUGGCCAGGGCUUCAUGGCGUACCGACCCGGGUUGGAUCAUGACGACUCCAAUGUUCCUCCGCCACUCAUUUCCUACAAAAAGUACCGCCUCGAUUUGAACACGAUAUCCUGCUCUCCGAGUCAACCGCACUACAUUGCCUUAGGUGGCGCCCACAUGCACUGCUUCCUGCAUGACCGGCGCAUGCUUGGCCGGGACACCCUGGCCGAAAAAGGUAGCCCUGGUUUGUCCACACCAAGCGCGGGUAGUGUUGAUGAUGAGAUGAUGGGCAAUGCGACCCGGUGCGUGCGCCGAUUUGCUCCCCGUGGAAAGCUCCGCAUGAAGCACCUCGAUGAUGGACACAUCACCGCUUGCAAAAUCAGCGAUGCAAACCCGGACGAGAUGGUGGUCAGUUGGUCUGGGGACCACAUCUACAGCUUCGAUCUUAUUCGGAGCCCGGAUGCACGGGAUGAUUCGCCUGAAAAUGCCAAUGCAUUGAAGAACACAACUCGUCGUAAGAAUGGCCCGCGGAGCCGAAAGCGCAAACGCCCCAAGCCUGCAUCAAUGUCGUCCCAGGAAAGUGGUAAUCGGCAUCAGUCCCGACGCCGCUCCGGGGAACCAGAUGCUUUCAGAGUCACUUAUGAGAAUGGUGACUCCGAGGAUGUUCAUUUCCCAACGAUACCGGAUGAGGAUGAGUUGGCCAUGGUCCAACGCGCGAGAUACUUGGUACUCAAUGAGGCCCAGCGGCUAAGCAUGCAGAUCGCAAAAGGCCUAGUCAAGCUUCGACGGGCGCUGUUCUCGCUGCAGGCAACCGCGCGAGAAGCCACCGCCUCUGAGCAGAACGAUAUCUCACCGUUUUCGGACUCAUUUGCGUCUGCCUUGUCGCUCGCAUCGACAUAUCUGCCUCGGAUGGACGAAGUCAUUCGCAGAUGGCAUUAUCCAAUGAAUCCAUCACGCGAGACUGUUGAUUUCCAGCAAUCACUCCGUCGCAACCGCCAAGCGUCAUGGAGAUUUGUGCAAGCUGCUGGUACCCUUGCCCGAGCUUUGGAUGGUGAUGUUGCAGAGGAAGCUGCGUCAGACGCGGUCUCGGACUUCUUACAAAUUUCCCCUGCACCGAAUGAGGACGAGUCUAUUGACUCCGAAGCCCAGUUUGGAUAUGACUUCCUCAAGGCAAUCUUGCUUUGGCUACAGGGUGGCAGGCAAGAGUUGCUGAAGGGAUUCAAACGUGGACCCCGCCCAAGAAGGCUCGAAGGGCGUUUCCCCAUCCCCGCUGAUGCCACUGAGGAUGCGAUCGAUACCAUCCUUGUUCCGUAUCUCCAGCUCCUCGCAAGAGAUACCCCCAUUGUCAACGUGGAUGCCUCUCGCUUUGAACAUGAUUCCACUCGUAUUCUGUUCCAAACGCAGAAAGCAGCCGUGACCGCGUUCGGGAAUGCAGUGCGGCUGCCACUCGAGGAUUUGGGAACUACAGCUGCUCGGAUUGAUCGCCGCCGCGUGUCAAAUCCUUCCUCACAAGUUCGAUCUCUGGAUCGAGCGUCCGCGACCAGAUUCUGGAUCUUGCGGGUAGGUCGAGGCAUCUUAAUGGAGGCCGGUAACGAAGUCAAUUUCUCCUUUGUCAAUCGAGCAUUUGGUGGAAUCCACACUUCCACUGAUGAAUCGGACAGUGAUGGCGAGGUGGAGAGAUCCCAGGACGAUAUCGAUCCCAAUGCGGAGGAGAGCCGAGUGAAGUCGAUCAAUGUCCUGAGGACCUCUCACUCUUCCCAAGCUCCCCCUGGCGAAGGAGCAGAGGCGACUUCAGACCUCGAAGAUUCGGAGGGCGAGGAGGACAUUCCAUCUGCGGCUUACCAGAACGGCGACGAUAAUAGUGAUACCGAGGACUCCGACGAGAGCGAGAGUGAGGAGGAGCAGAGUGAUGAGGGUGGAGAGGAUGAAGACAGCUGGCAUAUGGCCCUGGCGGACUCCUCAGAGGACGACGAUAACGGGAACGUCUCAGACGAGGAGAGCGGAGAGCCGCUUCUCCUACGCCGUGCGACGCGCAAGUCACGCCGGGGAGACGUCGAAACUCACACUCCAGUCUCUUCUCACACGCGGGUCUACCGGGGCCAUUGCAACAUUAAGACCGUCAAGGAUGUCAACUUCUUCGGGCUGAAUGAUGAGUAUGUGGUUAGUGGGAGUGACUCGGGACAUCUUUUCAUCUGGGACCGCAAAACAGCGAAACUAGUAAAUAUCCUGGAGGGAGACAGUGAGGUUGUCAACGUUGUUCAAGGUCAUCCCUACGAGCCAACCAUCGCCGUUUCUGGCAUUGACAACACCGUCAAGGUCUUCUCUCCAGAUCGUCACGCCCAAGAUCUGGCCCUCAAAGGCAUCAACAUCCUGGAUCCCGACAACCCUGUCAACGUUCUCGGUCCUGCCGCGCACAACAUCGGCGGACUUCAGAGCCGCAGGCGCAUCCACGACAGCUACCGCAUCAUGAGUCAGAACGAUGUCGAUCGUCGUGGUGGCAUGUCCGAAGCCUACAUCACGAGAAGCAUGCUGGCGCGCCUUGCUGCUACCCUCCGUGGUGGACAGGGUGGAGGUGGCGGCCCAGGUGUGGAAGUUGGCGCGGGCGAGGGGGCUACUGUCGUCCUUGAUGAUAAUUGCCUGGUGAUGUGA